CUACAAAUACGAAGAAACCAAAGACUCUAAUUGUAAAAUAACACUAUCCUGACCCUUCACUAUAAAUAUCUCCUAAAACAUUAUAAUUGUCCACAAAACCCUAGCAGCACCAGUGCCAGCAGCAGUCGUCGAGCUAACACUAUUGACAAUGACGUUUAAGCGCAGAAAUGGCGGCCGGAACAAGCACGGACGUGGACACGUGAAGUUCAUCCGAUGCUCGAACUGCGGAAAAUGCUGCCCUAAGGACAAAGCUAUUAAGAGAUUUCUUGUGAGAAACAUUGUUGAACAAGCUGCUGUCAGAGAUGUUCAGGAUUCAUGUGUUUAUGACGGAUAUGUUCUUCCAAAGCUCUAUGUGAAGAUGCAGUACUGUGUUUCAUGUGCUAUUCACUCUAGAGUUGUCAGGGUUCGUUCUCGCUCUGAACGUAGGAACCGUGAGCCCCCACAGAGGUUCCUCAGGCGCAGGGAUGACCUGCCAAAACCUGGACAGCCUGGUCAGCCUGGUCAAGGAACUCGUCCUGCCGGGGCUGGUGUUGCUGCUCGAACCUAAGCAUUGAAUUUAACGUGUUUGAUGAUCUGUUUAGGCACUGAAAUUUUCUAAGCAUUGUUUUGAUGUUUUUACUCUUUUCAGUUGGACCUUUUAAGAGAUAUAUAUGUCUAAAGAUUGAGCAAGUUUUUGACUGAUGAGAAUGCUUUUUGAAAUCACAUUAUUUUCACUUGGCAUGGUUA
Messenger RNA from Ricinus communis (castor bean), 726 nucleotides. Its product is annotated as 40S ribosomal protein S26-1. Gene Ontology annotation, biological process: translation. The coding region runs from base 149 to 547 and encodes 132 amino acids. The record is from RefSeq and is a predicted model, not a curated record. Gene Ontology annotation, cellular component: ribosome; cytosolic small ribosomal subunit. Lineage: Eukaryota; Viridiplantae; Streptophyta; Magnoliopsida; Malpighiales; Euphorbiaceae. The transcript has 5 exons. Gene Ontology annotation, molecular function: mRNA binding; structural constituent of ribosome.